Molecule: messenger RNA, 5700 nt
Organism: Columba livia (rock pigeon)
Lineage: Eukaryota; Metazoa; Chordata; Aves; Columbiformes; Columbidae
Gene: PXMP4
Product: peroxisomal membrane protein 4
Exons: 4
Coding region: 16-735 (239 amino acids)
Cellular component (GO): peroxisomal membrane
Source: RefSeq, a predicted model, not a curated record
CAGCCAAAAGAGCCUAUGCGCGCGGUGGGCGGGUCCCCGCUCCCGGAAGCGUGCCUGCUGCCGGCGGCGGCGGCCGGAGCAGCGGGCGAUGCGAUGGCCGGGAGUGGGGAAGCGCUCCGCGCGCUGCUCCGCGCCGCCAACGCGCUCCUGCAGCAGCGCCGGUACCGCGCCGCGCUCGCCGUGCUCAAGGGCUUCCGCAACGGGGCCGUUUAUGGAGCAAAAAUUCGUGCCCCACAUGCCCUGGUGAUGACGUUCCUGUUCAAGAAUGGAAGUUUAAGAGAGAAGCUGAAAUUGAUCGCUCAGGCUACCUACACUCAUUCCCGGAACUUGGCGUAUUUUGUGUUCAUCUACAAGGGGUUGAUGGCAUUACAGUCCCGGCUACUGGGGGAAAAAAUUCCGUUUCAUUCUUUCCUUGCAGCCUGUAUUGGAGGUUGGCUGGUGUUCGGUGAGAACAAUCCCAUCAACAGCCAGAUCAUUAUGUACCUGCUCUCUCGUAUCCUGUUCGGCUUGUCUCAGCUGGCAGUGAAGAAGGGCUGCAUCCCACAGCCAAAGCAGGAUCCCUUCCCGCUUGUGGCUGCUCUGGUAUGGGGGACAGUUCUCUGGCUCUUUGAAUAUCACCGGGAAACUCUGCAGCCUUCUCUGCAGUCCUCCAUGACCUACCUGUAUGACGACAGCGAUGUAUGGCAUGACAUUUCUGAUUUUCUCAUUUAUAACAAAAGGACAGACAGCAAGUAGGUGGUUCCUUGUAAAAGACCUUUGAGUGGGAUGGCACCUUCCAGCAGCGAAGGGAAAAGAUUAUUCUGUUGCCCUUGACUGGUGAUUUUUUUUAAUUAACAUCUGUCAAGCACAGUUGCCUCCUGCAGACCGGCCAAAAUGUUUUAGUCAGUCUUUUCUUGGCUCUGUUUAAAGCAAGUAAAUACCCCACAGAAACUUGAUGCAGUCCUCAGUGAGGGUAAAAUGCCUUGGGAAUCUUGAGUUAAAAUAAGUUGGUGUUUUGUUUUUUUUUUUUUAGAGAGGCCUCGUUUUCUCUACAAGUAUGCGUUUUCAUUUUUUAAAGACACUAAAUAUACUCACAAAAUGACAGCCUAACAGUAAGUGGGGAGUAUGUCUAAUCAUGAAAAAAAAUGUUCUAGGGAUUGUCUGAAUGCUCACAAGACAGAACCAGCUGUUGUGCUGCUGUGCUCACCGUGGUGUGAUGGGAGUGAGGGACCUGCUCAGGUCUGAAAGCUGGCACAUCAUUUCUGGGAAUAACUGGAAAUCUUGUUUAAACUAUCACAAGGACAGCUGUGCACUCCUAAAAAGAAUUUCUCUGUGGUUUUCCCCUCAGGGAGACAAUAAGAUAUAUGAGGAUAAAACUGUUAAGAUAACCUGGUACGAGCCUGGUAAAUCAGGCUCAGGAGGACUUAUUUUUGCUUGGUUUCUUUCAUGCAUUUGGGCUGAAUGUGGCCCUCUGCAAAGUGCGCUAAUUAAUACCGUGUAAUUAUUUUAAACUUACUUGUAAAGUUUUUAAAAGCUGCUUGAACUAAAUACCAAAAACAGUUACGCAACUUAAGCUCCUUUGAGAACAGGCUGAGGCGCGUUGCACGCCCUCGGAUAUCACACUGUCUGCUUUAUGCAGAGAAACAAGUAACACUUUUAACAAGCACUUUUAUUUUGGUGGAAGAUAAGCACAUGGGUUUCUCUUGGGUCCGGAAUCUGCCCUCGGCAGCAGUGCCGUGUGUCAGCUGUGAUCAAACUGAACACGUCUGUAGUUUGUGCAGCCUUGUUGCUGAGCCAGGUUGAGGCCACAGGUGAAAAUACGAGUGAAUCUUCGUCUUAAAAAUACACUGCAGAGCCCCAGGGAGAGCGCAGCACACGCUUGGGCGGAAGAUUGACUAGAUGGUUGGGAAAGAACAAAAAUUCCCUUAAAAUAAUAAAACAAGCUGUUAAUAGUACGAAGCACUUAGACUAUACCACGGUUAUAACACUAUACCAUUCACUUAAUGAUGUAUGUUAAAAAUACAUUGAAAUAAUCCCUGAGAUGGUGGCUUUAUGUGGUGAUUCACAGGAGAGUCACUAAGCACCUUGUGCUAACCAUUCCCUUUGUCUCAAUCAGGACUAUUUAUUCGUUCCUUUUAUAGCUCUCGUUUCAAAAAGGUCAGUUCUCCCUGUCCCCAUCCACUUUUCCAUCCUGACCUGACCCUGUAGUUUCCUCAUCCCCCUGAUGCUGUUCUUCAUCAUCUUUUGCAGUCUCCGUGCUCUGGGACUUUGUUGUAUUUUAUGGUAGGACUGAAACGGUACAUGUAAGUUCAGGUAGCUUCUGAGUAGCAAAAACAAAAUCUCAGUUUCUUCUUAAAUCAUUCUUUCUUAUCCUCCUAAGCUCUUCUAUUACUAUUUUGCAUCUUCUGAGUGCUGCUUUGCUCUUUAUUUUUCCACUCUCUGUGUCAGCAAGAGGGAGAGUUCAAUGUUCCCAUCCCCCUGCGCUGGUGCUGCGAUGUUUGGGAUUGAAUCGCGCUCCGAGUGUCUCAGAUGGAGUAGGAACAGAGUCUUCUGGCUCUUGAACCGAAUCUAGUGCUGGAUCUACCUGUGUUCGCAGUGAGAUCUUGCAGCUGCGUUGUGCUUAUUCCACGUAAAUCUGUGAUGUAUUUCUCUCUGGUGCCCACAACAACAGUUACCUGCAACUUUUAAUGUCACCUUCUGUUAUGGUCUGGACUGGCUACUUGAAUUUGCACACGAAUCAGUAAUUAAUCAGACCUCAGGAAAGCUAUAGAAGUUUGGAAUUGGUUUUGUUCCUUUGCAGUUAAGUACUUCAGUGCAGAUAAGCCUAAAGAUUCAAGUACAGAACAAAUACUGAAGCUGCAGGUGAGGUCUGAUUUCUUUAUGAAUACUGUCUCUUUAUUUGCAGCACUGCUGGGUAUCUGAAGCAGCGUGAGUGCAGCACUCUGUUUUUAUGUCAGAAGCCUCAAUAUUGUUCCAAAUAAGAAUGGUAACGUUCUGCUAAUAUUGCUGAAUUCCUACAAGCUUUGAUGGGAUUUCAGAAAACCCUUCCAGAAUCUCACAGCCAUGGCUUGAGAAUUUCUCCCUGGAACUACCAGACUUGCAAAUCCCUGACCGUGUAUAAUUAUUGUAGCAGAAGAUGGUGAGGCUGGUUAUGUGAACCGAGUGUCUGUGAGAAGUUUUUGAGCUUUUUAAUUUAUAGCUGGCAUUCCUUUCUCUGAAAAAGGCUUGUGAUUCCCUUAGAGGCGAAAUAAUGUCCUUCUAAUAGUUCCGCUGCUUGUGAAGCGCUUCUCUGGCCGUGUGAAGGACAAGUGACCCGUCCCGUCCUUUUUACGCUACCGUAGUGUGUUUGUAGGCAAAACCAAGCCAACGCAUUUUUCGUAUCCACCCGGCAGUGGUGGCCAUCAGUCGCCCUUGCUUCAAAAUGCCCUUUUUCUCUUGGGAAUCUAUCGCCAACCUCACUUUCAAAGCCAAUUGUGCCCGAGCAUCAAACCAUCUGUACUUGUGCUCCAGGAACCAGCUGCCGUCCCUGGAAGACAAACCGCGGCUGGUCCCGGGCGCGGGUCCCGCGUUGCAGCCGUCGUCAGCCGGCGAUGCGGACGGUUGGUUUUCCUGCUGCGCCGGGGCACGACGUUAAGCUGCAAGUCACUUCUUUCCCCAGGGAAGUAAUUGGAACAGUUUUUCAACGGCACCAGCCCGCACUGGUGUUCCUGUGACCAGAUAGCUGGGGAUGCGCCCCGUAUGCUCCCGAGGUGUCGGAACAAUGCGGGCGUGUAGUCAGGAAGUGAACUAGAAGUAAUUUGUCUGAGUCAGACUUUUGGGAUACAUAAGUUCCACUCCCUGCCCUCCCCCAGUGCAUUGUGUGAGGAAUUGAGUCCUCUGUUUGUGCUCCUUUUUUAUUAGCAUUAAAACCAAAAGAAAUAAAGAGACAGUUGGGAAGCCACCUGUGAAUUGGCCAAAUGCUGAAGAAUCACAAAGAAUUGCCAUUUUUUCCCCCCAGCCCUGAUGGGGUUUGAAUUUCAAGAUGAACAUGGUUUUGUUUGUCUCCAUCAACUUAUUUUACUGUGUUAUUUCUUCCCCAGCACCUGUGAGAUGCUGAGCGCCUCUAAAGAGGAGCAGCGUGUCACAACGCUUAGCUCAGUUUGUCAAAAAUGAGGAUUUCUGAAUAAAAUCAAGGUGUUCAUUUUAAAGUGAUGCUUCUCCUUUGGACUUUAAGCCUCUUUUAGAGGCAGUUUUAAAGGUUAAUGAAUCAAACUGAUCAAAAGUGUUCAGCAAGCCUUCAGUAGCAGACUGACUAUACUGAGCUAUUAAUCAUUUAUUUUAUGAAGGAACAAAGCAAACGCGGGGUUAUUUACUGCCGCUGCAUGCUGCCCUGGCAUACCCACUGUGCUUCCCUGCUCUUUGGAGGACAGCUUGUGAGCUUGUGUGCUGGCCCUCAGCAUCGCUGAGGAACCGUUUCCGGGACAGUUACAUUAUUUAACAAAGGUGAAAAUUCAAUGGGUGCGUGACAUUUGGUUUAGGUGAGGUUUUCUGUGCUGUGUCUGAUCCUUUCAGUUAAGGGGAGGAUGUUUCUGAAAGAAAAAGCUUGUGCUUGUCUAAUUAGCGCCACGGAGAAGUGCUCUUGGGGGUUGUGGCUGCUGUAAGGUGCAAACCUGUGUUCUCAGUGUGACAAUGUCCUUUGUCCCUGUUGCCAUCCCUGUGUCUGGGCAAUAACCACAGACAGCUGGAUCGGGGGAGAGGCUGCAGAAGAGCUUUGGUAUUGCUGCUACGAGGCUUUCUUGCCCUGGUAGAGUAGUUCAAGCUCUGCUUUAAACCGAGCUGAGCGGCGGCAGAAGCGUGGGGAUGGUCUCUGGCUGUUGACAGGGACCAAAGCGGGGUGUCCUUGGGGACCCCUGUGACAGCAGAGGGUCCUGGGAGCCGCUGUGGGUGGCUGGUGCUGGUGGAGUGACCAUAGCCCCAUGCGGAUCCUCUCGCCGGGAGGAACUGCUGUGACCCAAACCCAUUUUCACUGCAUCAGCACAAACACGACCUUUGGAUAAUGACCCGAGCCACACACGGUUCCCUUUGUGUUUGUUUUCCAGGACCGUGGCAACCUGAGCAGAAUGGGUUGGGUCUGCUGCUGCUGGUCCUGAAAUCCAGCAGAUAAGGGAGGAGAGAAAAUAAGGCCUAAUGCUCCGCAGCAUAAUGUCUGUCUGGCGCUGUUAAUAUUUUAGAGGUGCUAAUCUUGAAUUUUCAAAUUGCGUGUUCAUACAGGAUUGUUGGAGGACGUAACUUUUCUUCUCCACUUCAAAGAAUUUUCAUCUGUCUCAUUUCCUUAUGGGACCAAUGAUGAGGAGGGGGAAAAAUAAAUUGAAUGCUCUAUAACACAGGUGGCAUUACCUCUGCUUUUGGUAUAUAUUUUGGUUUUGGGAUUGCUGUGUAAUCCAGGCUCUGAUUUGCUGACAGCGCAGAAUAAAGCUAAGAACAUAAACUCAGGUAACUUGUAAUUACACCGAUCAGAAUGCUUGUAGAGGUGUUUCUCAGUUUUUGGUUUUAAAAUGUGCAAAAGAGGGGACGGUGGGUUGUUGAAGUAGCUCUGUCCACUGUGAAUUUAGUCCUUGGACAGUCGGUUUAGUACAUCGACCUAAGGCUUUGUGCCAGACUAAUUUUUAGAUUAUUUCUGUAUAAUCUCUUUUUGAAUAUCACAAUGCUGUGCUUUCUAUAGUAAUAAAAAAACUAAUUGUC